Messenger RNA from Oncorhynchus nerka (sockeye salmon), 4824 nucleotides. Its product is annotated as prosaposin receptor GPR37-like. The transcript has 2 exons. The record is from RefSeq and is a predicted model, not a curated record. Gene Ontology annotation, cellular component: plasma membrane; signaling receptor complex. Gene Ontology annotation, biological process: positive regulation of MAPK cascade; adenylate cyclase-inhibiting G protein-coupled receptor signaling pathway. Gene Ontology annotation, molecular function: G protein-coupled peptide receptor activity; prosaposin receptor activity. The coding region runs from base 510 to 2450 and encodes 646 amino acids. Lineage: Eukaryota; Metazoa; Chordata; Actinopteri; Salmoniformes; Salmonidae.
UCUCUCCGCAUGUUCAUAUCACAAGCGGUGUGGAGCUCCAGACAGAGCUUGGCACGUCCCCGACAAUAACGCACUCCAUCUCGGAUUCGUCGCCCCGGACCUGAGGGUACCAGUAACUACCCAGGGUGCUAUUCGGACAUGCUACCUCACCAGGAAACUGCAGACUUUAGACGGGUAUGAUUUGGAUUUGGAAAUGCGAUAUUGUGGCCACUUAAAUAUUGUACAAUCUAUACAAUCUUCAUAGAGGCAGUGCCGAGAUUCAAGGACACUUCGUACACAGGGUUAGGAAAGAAACGUUGCUGAACUUCCCUUUGGCGCAAUUCUGCAAUAAUACGAAAUGCUCUGAGACUGAAUUCUGAGAAGCACCUGACAAUUGCCUAGUGCACUUUAUCUAAUUGGACGAGGGUUUGACAACUAUUGAAUGACGCUGUAAAAGAACAAUGUUUCAAACUUGUGAAUUGAGGUUUGGCGUUGGUUCUGUCGUCUCCGAUUUGGUAGCCUAAACAUCAAUGGAUACAUCACUUUGGAAUUACAAGCCCCUAUUGUCGCGUGUUUUAGGAUACACAAUGCUAGUACUACUAUUGAAAUUACUGUGCUUUUCACUUUGUAGAGAGGUUGUUUUCACUCACAUACACCGGGAGAAGACAAAGACAAAUGUUACUCCUAGACAUGAGUAUGCCGUCACUAACGGGAACGUAAACAAAACCAAUAGUAGGCAGAGUUGGCACUCUGUGUAUGGCAGAGUUGUCAACGAAAUGGACAGUAAAAGGGUGCAUACCUCAAGUGCAUCGUCUUGGGAUGUGGUUAGGACAUGGGUGGAUAACAUGAAUGGGACUGUUAAUAUGAAAAGAGUUAUGAAUGAAAGAGCAAUAGUGCGCAAAGGCCAUUCUUCAAAUGGAACCGAUUAUGUUACGUUACUCGAGGAUGGAAAGUCAGAGAGCCUCGAGGUGGAAAAGUUGGACACCGAACAGCAUGCAACCAUGGAAACGCGGGAUUUUGUAUAUGGUCAUUUAAACCCCUCCAUGAGACGCACGCGAGGAGGACACCGCCGUAACGAGCACAAACGGAUCUGCAGACACAAAAGAGGGACCGUAAGCCGUCGGAGAAGAAAUGUGAAGGAUGGCAGUAAGAAAGAUAACAAAAUAAGUGAGCCAACCAUGCUGUCAGAUGCGUCUUUGGAUGCACUGUUGGCCAUGUGGAAACCGCUGCCUAAACCUAUGGCCCAGAACCAGUCAACAGACUUGCCAUUUGAUGCCAGUGAUUAUGAACAGUUCACUUUGCCAGACCUCCAGGACUAUACCACACUGAUUCCUCUCAAUCCUCAAACAAAGAGAAAAUAUGUCAAAACUAACUUUUACCCCAUAACAGCAGAAUCAUAUGCCUACAUGAUCAUUUCAGUCAUCAUUUUUACUGUUGGAAUAAUUGGGAAUAUGGCAAUCAUGUGCAUUGUGUGCCACAACUACUACAUGAGAAGUAUUUCAAAUUCUCUUCUUGCCAAUCUCGCCCUUUGGGAUUUUGUUGUCAUCUUUUUCUGCCUGCCGCUGGUGAUAUUCCAUGAACUAACCAAGAACUGGUUGUUGGGAGAGUUCUCCUGUAAAAUCAUCCCCUAUAUUGAGGUCGCCUCCCUAGGGGUUACCACCUUUACCCUGUGCGCUUUGUGCAUCGACCGCUUCCGCGCUGCCAACAACGUCCAGAUGUACUAUGAGAUGAUUGAGAACUGUGCCUCCACGGCCGCCAAGCUGGCCGUUAUCUGGAUCGGGGCUCUCCUAUUGGCCCUGCCAGAGCUCCUGAUCCGCCAGCUGGUCACUGAAGAUGGCGAGCAUCCGGAUGUGACGCCCUGCCAGCGCUGCGUGGUUCGUAUCUCCACCGAGCUCCCUGACACACUCUACAUGCUGGGCCUGACCUAUGAUGGUGCUCGCCUCUGGUGGUACUUUGGCUGCUACUUCUGCCUACCCACGCUGUUCACCAUUGGCAGCUCCCUGGUGACCGCCUGUAAGAUCCGGAAGGCCGAGCGGGCCUGUGUGCGCGGCAACAAGAAACAGAUCCAUCAGGAGAGCCAGAUGAACUGCACAGUUGUGGCUUUGGCCAUCCUCUAUGGCUUCUGCAUCAUCCCAGAGAACAUCUGCAACAUCGUCACUGUCUACAUGGCGGCGGGUAUUCCCAGACAGACCCUGGACAUUCUCCAUCUGGUCAGCCAGCUGCUGUUGUUCUGUAAAUCGGCAGUGACACCUGUCCUGCUGUUCUGCCUGUGCCAGCCCUUCAGCCGGGCAUUCCUGGACUGCUGCUGCUGCUGCUGUGACGAGUGUGGCCCGCCCAGAUCUUCCACCUCCGCCAUUUCCAGUGAGGAGAACGAGCACGAGUGCACCACUACCGACCUGGAGCUGUCACCCUUCAGCACCGUCCACAGGGAGGCAUCCUCCUCAUACACCACUGCGGCGACCCACUGCUAAGAAGGGUCAAAAGGUCAUGACCUCCAUCAGAUGUUACAACUGCCCUGGGAAGAGGUCAAGAGAUCGGACUGUAAACCUAUGGGGCUGGUUUCCCGGCACCCGGAUUAAAUUUACUCCAUGAUGCUAGCUAGUCUGGGGAUAUGCUUAAUCUGAGUCUGGGAGACCCUUACAGUUAGGAUUAGUAAAUGUUUGAAUCCCAACAAUUUAGGAGUUUAGAGGGCACGCCCUAUUCUAAAUGUUCACUUAAUUUCCUGAAUUGACUUUGAUUUUAAUUGACGUAAUCUCUGGUGAACAUAUGUCUCGGUUUACUCAAGUUGUGUGUAUAUACAGUUGAAGUCGGAAAUUUACAUACACUUAGGUUGGUGUCAUUAAAUCUUGUUUUUCAACCACUCCACAAAUUUCUUGUUAACAAAUUUAUAGUUUUGGCAAGUCGGUGAGGACAUCUAUUUUGUACAUCACACAAGUAACUUUUCCAACAAUUGUUUACAUAGAAAUUAUUUCACUUAUAAUUCACUGUAUCACAAUUCCAGUGGGUCAGACGUUUACACAGUUGACUGUGCCUUUUUUAACAGCUUGGAAUAUUCCAGAAAAUGAUGUCAUGGCUUUGGAAGCUUCUGAUAAGCUAAAUGACAUAAUUUGAGGCAAUUGGAGGUGUACCUGUGGAUGUAUUUCAAGGCCUACCUUCAAACUCAGUGCCUCUUUGCUUGACAUCAUGGGAAAAUCAACAGAAAUCAGCCAAGACCUCAGGUAAAAAAGAAUUUAUAGACCACAAAUUCAUCCUCGGGAGCAAUUUCCAAAUGCCUGAAGGUACCACGUUCAUCUGUACAAACAAUAGUACGCAAGUAUAAACACCAUGGGACCACGCAGCCGCCAUACAGCUCAGUAAGGAGAUGCGCUCCUAGAGAUUAAUGUACUUUGGUGCGAAAAGUGCAAAUCAAUCCCAGAACAACAGCAAAGGACCUUGUGAAGAUGCUGGAGGAAACAGGUACAAAAGUAUCUAUAUCCACAGUGAAACGAGUCCUAUAUCGUCAUAACCUGAAAGGACGCUCAGCAAGGAAGGAGCCACUGCUCCAAAACCGCCAUAAAAAAGUCAGACUAUGGUUUGCAACUGCACAUGGGGACAACGAUCGUACUGGUCUGAUGAAACAAAAAUAGAACUGUUUGGCCAUAAUGACCAUUGUUAUGUUUGUUAUGUUUGGAGGAAACGGGGAGGCUUGCAUGCCGAAGAACACCAUCCCAACCGUGAGACACGGGGGUGGCAGCAUCAUGCUAUGGGGAUGCUUUGCUGCAGGAGGGACUGGUGCACUUCACAAAAUAGAUGGCAUCAUGAGGGAGGAAAAUUAUGUGGAUAUAUUGAAGCAACAUCUCAAGACAUCAGUCAGGAAGUUAAAGCUUGGUCGCAAAUGGGUCUUUCAAAUGGGCAAUGACCCCAAGUAUACUUCCAAAGUUGUGGCAAAAUGGCUUAAGGACAACAAAGUCAAGGUAUUGGAGUGGCCGUCACAAAGCCCUGACCUCAAGCCUAUAGAAAAUGUGUGGGUAGAACUGAAAAAGCGUGUGCGAGCAAGGAGGUCUACAAACCUGACUCAGUUACACCAGCUCUGCCAGGAGGAAUGGGCCAAAAUGCACCCAACUUAUUGUGGGAUGCUUGUUGAAGGCUACCCAAAAUGUUUGACCCAAGUUAAAAAUUUUAAGGCAAUGCUACCAAAUACUUAUUGAGUGUAUGUAACCUUCUGACCCACUGGGAAUGUGAUGAAAGAAAUUAAAGCUGAAAUAAAUCAUUCUCUCUACUAUUACUCUGACAUUUCACAUUCCUAAAAUAAAGUGGUGAUCCUAACUAACCUAAGACAGGGUAUUUUUACUUGGAUUAAAUGUCAGGAAUUGUGAAAAACUGAGUUUAAAUGUACUUGGCUAAGGUGUAUGUAAACUUCCGACCUCAACUGUAUGAUAAAUUGUCCAUUUGUUUACAGAAACCAUACGGAAAGUAAUGUGAAUAGUUCAAUUCAACAUUUUGAAUUUAUUAACUCACCUGUAUAUUCUCUUUUUGAAUUUGCACUGAAAUUUACCAUCUUUAUUUUGUUUGUUGUUGUUAUUUUGUCAUGUUUUUAUUUUAUUUUGUUGUUUCUUCCUGCUGCCAGAGUGUCUCAAAUGGAAAGCAAUAUAUUGAAAUGGCUGGUCGUAGUGUAUUGUGUUUUGCUGAUAAUGGUGAUUCUUGUGAAUCAGUUCAAAGUUAUUCCUAGCUCCCUUGCUAUGUAAGUAUAUUAUUCCGUCUGUAUUUGAUAGCAGAAAACUGUGCGAUACACUUCAGUCAGCCAGUAAACUUACUGGAGUGGUGUUUUUUUUUAACUCACUUUAAUAAAUAAAUAUAGAAAGAGUU